This is a messenger RNA of Osmerus eperlanus (European smelt), 914 nucleotides long. RefSeq lists its product as uncharacterized. Gene Ontology annotation, molecular function: protein binding. The coding region runs from base 21 to 869 and encodes 282 amino acids. The transcript is spliced from 5 exons. The record is from RefSeq and is a predicted model, not a curated record. Lineage: Eukaryota; Metazoa; Chordata; Actinopteri; Osmeriformes; Osmeridae.
AGCAAAUACACGAUUGAACGAUGAAGACAGUUCUGGUUUUAUCAGCGUGGCUCUGCUGUUUAUCUGCUGCUCUGGUCAACAGAGACACUGAAGAGGACUUGAAAAGGAGAUCGCUUCUCUCAGGCGAAGGAGAAAGAAGGGGGAACGAGAUUCAAGCUCAGGUGGAGGGAAGUGAUCAGCCAGUCAGGGAACAGUCACAACAGUCCUGUCAGCCUGACAUCCACUCUGUGCUGAGAGAGAUGAGCGCCAUGAUGGCAGAGCAGAGAGUGGAGAUGAGACACUUACAGCUGUUGGUAAAUGAACUGAAGAGAAAAGAUGAAGUUCAGGAGGCAGAGCUGGUUGCUGUGAAGGCCCGGUCAAACUUCACAGAGAGCAGAAUUACAGUGCAAGCAAUCAAAUUAAGAGCCCUGGAGGACCAGAAGCCCCAUGUGGAUAUGCUGUUGAGAGACAAGGAAGCCAAAAAAGUGGCAUUCUCAGCUUCACUCUUGGCAUCAGGAGCUGGAAACACAGGACCUUUCAACACUCAAACCACCCUGGUCUUCAGACAUGUCAUCACUAACAUCGGGAAGGCUUAUAAUCCCAACACAGGUUUCUUCACAGCACCAUUGAAAGGUGUCUAUCACUUCCAGAUAAAAGUGUAUGGAGAUGGAGGUAUACACCCUGUAAAUGCUGUCUUAGUAAAAAAUGGCCAACCCAUUGUUAUAGCACACGGUCAGCAUUCAAGCGGUAUUGUUAACUCAUAUAAUAGUGCCUCACUGCUGCUGGAGGAGGGAGAUGUAGUCUAUGUACGAAUGUGGGGGAACACAUGGGUAUAUGAUAACGGAAAUCACCACACAACUUUUAGUGGCCAUCUGCUUUUCACCAUCUGAUGAUGAAGGGAUGAUUGAAAGACCUAAAGGGAUACUGGAGACUAA